Messenger RNA from Serendipita indica DSM 11827, 4068 nucleotides. NCBI's taxonomy places the organism in Eukaryota, Fungi, Basidiomycota, Agaricomycetes, Sebacinales, Serendipitaceae. The record is from the annotation of a GenBank genome assembly.
AUGGCGACGACAGUGCGGCCACCCAUGGCAGCAGGCGCUGGAGGGUAUCCAAUGCUGACUCAGGGGGCCCGCAACGAUCCAGCACUUGCAAACGCGCUCCAGAGACUCGCCGUUAUGCAGCAAUCGGGAAUUCCAACAGACGACUCAAACGAAGAGGCCAGAAAUCUAAAGGCGUUUAUCCAGUCCUACCACGCCCGUCUCCAGGCUCAGAACGCGACUCCUCAGCACUCAGACGCGCAUCCGCUCACAAAUGGAAAGCCCCAGAUGGCAGAUUCGGCGUCGCAACCGCCAGCGGGAGUCCCUGGAACAUCGCCCUCGCCACCCAUCGCACUCUCGUUCACCGACACGCAGUUUAAUACGCUCAAAGCACAGAUAUCCGCCUGGAAAUACGUCCAGCGUGCGGCUCCUGUCCCAGACGCGAUCCAACAGGCAGCGCGUCUCAAUGGCGAGGCUGCUGCUCCACCAGGACGAAUGGUCGAAGAUCCAAACAAUAUCGAGCACGACACAUCUUCCCUCAUCUUCCCUUUCAAUGCCUAUGUCAGCCCAUUUGAGCAAUCUAAACAAAUCCAGGGCCAACGUAGUCUCAUGCCCACCCUCUAUCCGCAAGGACUCGAUAUUCUGCCCAUGCUGGCUGAGCGACGUCGCUUUAUCGACGCAAGAAUCGAGCAGCGCUUAAACGAGCUUGGUCAACUCUCGAGCACAAUCGGCGAGGGACUCGAGGGCCCGCCAGUGGACGAUAAGUCUGAGGCGUUGAAGAAACUAGCCCAACGUGGUAUAUUCCCUCCGACGACAGCAAGCGGCAAACUUCGACUGUUGAUUGAGCAAAAGGGAUUGGCCCUUCGUCAAAAGCAGCGCGCGAAUUCCGCAAGAUUCGCAAGCCCACUUCGAGAUGCACGGGCGACCGAAGCUGCUGAGCGCAGGCAGCGACUGGAACGAGAACGACGUGCCAAGCAAAAGCAUCUCGAUUACCUUCGCAUAAUUUGUCAACACGGCCAAAGGAUACUGACAGAGAAGAGGAACAAUCUCUCCAAGGUACAGCGCCUGGGCAGAGGUCUCGCCAAGUUCCAUUCGGAGACGGAAAAGGAGGAGCAGAGACGUGUCGAACGCAUCGCCAAGGAGCGUCUUCGUGCCCUCAAGAAUGACGAUGAGGAUACUUACCUCAAGCUCAUCGACACUGCAAAGGACACGCGUAUCACCCAGCUCCUCGCCCAGACCGACACGUAUCUCGACUCGCUCGCGCAAGCCGUCGCUGAGCAACAGAGAUCUGCUGGCGGACGGCCCAUGAUGGCGAUGGCAGAAUACGACCAAAUUGACGGGCCUAUUGACGAAACGGCGUUUGGUGCCUCCAAAUUGGAGGAUGCAGACGAUAAGGGCAAGGUCGAUUAUUACAGAGUUGCACAUCGUAUCAACGAAAAGAUUACGACGCAGCCCCGCAUCCUCACGGGCGGAACGCUUAAAGAGUAUCAGCUCAAAGGGUUGCAAUGGAUGGUCAGCUUGUACAACAACAAGCUCGAUGGUAUCUUGGCAGAUGAAAUGGGUCUCGGCAAGACGAUCCAGACAAUUUCUCUCAUCACCUAUCUCAUCGAGCGCAAAAACGAGCCGGGCCCGUACCUUGUAAUCGUACCACUAUCGACGCUCACUAACUGGAGUCUCGAAUUCGCCAAGUGGGCUCCUAGUCUUACCGUCAUUUCCUACAAGGGUCUCCCCAACGUUCGGCGCAACCUGCAAAUGCAGUUGCGAAACCAGUUCCAUGUUUUGUUGACCACGUAUGAGUAUAUUAUCAAGGACCGCCCUAUCCUAUGCAAGUGGAAGUGGACCCACAUGAUUAUAGACGAGGGACAUCGUAUGAAGAACACGAACAGCAAGUUGUCUCAGACGCUUACUCAGUUCUAUACUUCUCGACAUCGGCUUAUUCUCACCGGAACGCCGUUACAAAAUAACCUUCCCGAGCUUUGGGCCCUCCUCAAUUUCGUACUCCCGAAGGUCUUUAAUUCGAUCCAGUCCUUCGAUGAGUGGUUCAACACACCAUUUGCCAAUACUGGUGGAGGCGACAAGAUUGAACUCAACGAAGAAGAGUCGCUCCUCAUCAUUCGUCGUCUGCACAAAGUCUUGCGUCCAUUCUUGCUCCGACGUCUCAAGAAGGACGUCGAGGCGGACUUGCCGGACAAGUCGGAGCGCGUGAUCAAGGUCCGCAUGAGUGGUCUACAAUCACGAUUGUACUAUCAGAUGCAAAACUUUGGCAUGAUCGUUUCGGGAGCUGGCAAUGGGAAAGCGCAACAAAUCAAGGGUCUCCAAAAUGUGCUCAUGCAGUACCGCAAGAUUUGUCAACAUCCAUACCUCUUUGAUGACGUCGAAACGUCGAUGGCAAACCAUGGAUUGGGCGGAAUGGAGCAGCUUAUCCGUGUCUCUGGAAAGAUGGAACUCUGCAACCGCAUGUUGCCCAAGCUCUUCCGUUCUGGCCACCGAGUACUCAUGUUCUUCCAAAUGACCAAAGUGAUGGAUAUCAUGGAGGACUAUUUGCGAUAUAGAGGCUGGGAGUUUUUGCGUCUGGACGGAAGCACGAAACCCGAAGAUCGAGCCGAGUUGCUUGCAAAGUUUAAUGCGCCCAACUCGCCCUACAACAUCUUCCUUUUGUCUACUCGUGCCGGAGGUUUGGGUUUGAACUUGCAGACUGCGGACACCGUGAUCUUGUAUGACAGUGAUUGGAAUCCGCAUGCAGAUCUUCAGGCCCAGGACCGUGCACAUCGUAUUGGACAAACAAAGAUUGUGCGAAUCUAUCGGUUUGUUACCGAGAAGAGUAUCGAAGAGUCGAUGCUUGCUCGUGCUCGUAACAAGCUUAACAUUGACGAAAAAGUCAUUCAAGCUGGUAAAUUUGAUAACAAGUCUAGUGCACAGGAACGAGAGGCCAUUUUGCGUCAACUCAUCGAAGGAGACCAAGAUGACGCCGAGGAGUCGGGGAUCCUCAAUGACGACGAGAUGAACGAAAUCCUUGCUCGCAAUGAAGAGGAAGCCGAUUUGUUCCAUCAGAUUGACAAAGAUACUGCUCGGGAGAAUGAGCAGAGAAUCGCAAAUGGUGGUUACCGUACCGAUCUCAUUUCGGUUGAGGAGCUGCCUGAGAUUUACCGCACCGAAGAAGCACCUCGCCUACUUGAAGAGGUCCAAGCUGUUGGCCGUGGUCAUCGAAAGCGCAACAACGUUGCAUACGCGGAAAACUUGACCGAGGCCGAUUUUAUCAAGCAAAUCGAUGGGUACUAUACCGACGAAGAGCCGCCACCGGGUACGGCGCCUCCUCCACUUGCGCUGGCUGGAGGAAGGAACGCAAAACCCGUCGAAUCCGACUCCGAACCAGAGGCUCCGAAGCGCAAUCGCGUGCGUAAUGCCCCGCCUGGAUCCGCAAAGCGCAAGCGUAUUGGCAAGGCCGAAACUCCUCCCGAGCUCGAAGAGGAUGAAGAAGUGGAACGACCUGCUCCAAAACGUCGCAAGACUGGUGCUCCUAGUGCUCCCAAGGAACCGCCCCUCCCUCCUCACGUCCGUGAGCGUAUGCGCGAGGCAUUCCAGGCAUGUCAUCGUGCAGUUCUUGACCUACGGGAUGAUACUGGCCGGCUUCGAUGUGAGCUAUUCAAGGAGUUACCAGACAGGGACGACUACCCCGACUAUUAUAUGCACAUUCAGCAGCCCAUCGCCAUCUCUACGAUCCGUAAGCGUGUCAGUGGAACCUAUUACAAGAGCGUCGCCCAGUUCAAAGCCGACUGGCAUCUCAUGUUCAACAAUGCUCGCACGUACAAUACCGAGGGAUCAAUCGUAUACGAUGACGCAAACGAGAUGCAAAAGGUCUUUGAUGAGACACUCGACCGUGUCACGGCUGGUCUGGACAUUCCGAUGACGAAUAGCGUCAACAGCACCGCCGUCAGCGGAUAUGCGACUCCUGUAUCAACUGGCAAUGUGCCUCCCCCACCAGGUUCGGGCUCAUCCGCUGCUGGCCUCCAGGACUAUUCAACCCCACCUCGUCGGACUGUGAAGAGGGCGAUUGUUGACAGCGACGAUGAGGACUACAAUAGCUCGUCUUAG